Fraxinus pennsylvanica is the source of this 339-nucleotide messenger RNA. NCBI's taxonomy places the organism in Eukaryota, Viridiplantae, Streptophyta, Magnoliopsida, Lamiales, Oleaceae. The record is from the annotation of a GenBank genome assembly.
AUGAUUUCUGAUGCAGUUAACAAGGUUGAACCAGAUGAUGUUUUAUCAAUUAAGUCAUUUUCUUCCUUUGAGACAACUAUUCACGUGGAAGAAGGAAUGGAGGUUAUUUUUAUAUUGGUAAUUAACUGUUUUUCCCCAACUAGAUCAGAUUAUGAGGAAGAAGAAUUUGCCACUGAAGGCGAAGUGAAGAAUAAACUUGGCGAAGAUCCUCAACAUCCUUGUAUUCCUAGCGAAGAGGAGAUGAGCAAGGACGAGCUUCAAAGAAUGCUGGUAGAGCAAUAUAAGACAAGAGCUAAUUUUGUUACAUAUGCAAAUGAUGGUUAUGAGCAUAAAAGAUGA